Molecule: messenger RNA, 786 nt
Organism: Nomascus leucogenys (northern white-cheeked gibbon)
Lineage: Eukaryota; Metazoa; Chordata; Mammalia; Primates; Hylobatidae
Gene: DPH3P1
Product: diphthamide biosynthesis 3 pseudogene 1
Biological process (GO): protein histidyl modification to diphthamide
Molecular function (GO): metal ion binding
Source: RefSeq, a predicted model, not a curated record
GGGAUUACAGGCGUGAGCUAUGAUACUCGGCUUCUUCCCAAAUUUUAAAAGGUUUUAGGAUGCAAUUUAAGAUGACCCCACAUUUUGAUAAUUUCCUAUAUUCUGACACCUAAAGCCUACAUAUAAAAAACACUUGCCUAUUUGGCAAGACAGAAUUCACCUUUUAGGAUAAUUAAAUGAAAGUCAGAGCCUGGGCCGGCUCUGGCGAAGUUAGACGCUCGGAGCUGGUCUCGGACUGCCGGGUCGUCACCCCUUCAGCGACCCCCGCUGACCAUGGCAGUAUUUCACGACGAGGUGGAAAUCGAGGACUUUCAAUAUGACGAGGAUUCGGAGACAUAUCCCUGCCCAUGUGGAGAUAACUUCUCCAUCACCAAGGAAGAGCUGGAGAAUGGGGAAGGUGUGGCAAUGUGUCCUAGCUGCUCUCUCAUUAUAAAAGUGAUUUAUGACAAAGAUCAGUUUGCGUGUGGAGAAACAGUCCCAGUGCCUUCAGCCAACAAAGAGUGAGUUAAAUGCUGAGGAAGCCUUCAGGAAUCCGAAUCCUGAACAGCUGGAAAUGAGCCCAGAUAGAAAUUUCAAAUGCAAAGCUCCUGGCUUCAUGGAGACAACCAUUUGUGAUUUGCUGUUCUGUAGGCGUGUUGUGGAUUCUUUCCAUCAACUGCUGAUUUCAUCUUCAGGAAGCAAGUCCAUACAUGACGUAUCUAGAGUUUGUGCUUAGAACCUUAAAUUGGAAGCGUUCUUAAUUACCCAUCUAAAUUUAAAAGAAGAUAAUUUCAAAAAAAAAAAAAA